AUGAAGAUCUCACUACUUAAAUGGAACAUUCAAACAAUUGUAACUUCUCUGAACAAACUACAAAUGCACCGCGAUAAUAUUAUACAAAAUCCUCAAAGUUAUUCGAGCGAAGUUGUUGGAAUAGUCGAAUGUAAAAGAAGUCUUGAGAAUGCGUUUGCCAAUUUGGAACCGGAGUCUUUAAAUAAAACAAUAUCACAAAUUAAAAAAAGAAAAACAAAACGCCUCAAGAAAAAGCUUAAAACAAAGAAAAGGCAUAACAGAAACAAUUCAACGACAACGCCGCCAUCAUCGGAGCAAAGUCAGUCUAAUGGGUCCGCUAUUUUCCCCUUUGUUCUAGAACAACAACACUUAAGUAGGCUAAACAAAUGCAAAUUACGUAGCUCCAAAAAGUACCUGGCUUGGAUAGAAUGUUUGGAAACCCUUCAUCGUCUUAAAGGCGGUGGAGACUCGUGUAAACUCAAAGAAUCUCUUAACUCGAUCAAAUCGUUUUGGCAAUCUACUGAACAAAGCAUAAAAGAAGAGAAAAACAACAAUUCUUUGGCAAAGCGUUGGGAUAAAGUUUUAUUUGGUGGAAAGUCCGAAAUUGAAAUCGUGCCGAGCCUUGAGGAAUUUUUGGGGAGACGUUACAUUUGGGAUUCUUAUUUAGACAAUUCAAAUGGAUCACAUAUUCCAAUUGGUUGGGUUUAUCCCAAAGAGGAUGCUAGACCAGAAUGGAAGCAGUUUCUUCAGCUAAUAUAACUAAUAAAAUUUAUAUCAAGUAUUUUUGUUUGCAUUUAAAAAAACUAGUAGUAACACAAAAAUAAAUUUUAAUAUAAAGCAGUUAUUCAA
This is a messenger RNA of Eupeodes corollae, 828 nucleotides long. RefSeq lists its product as uncharacterized. The record is from RefSeq and is a predicted model, not a curated record. NCBI's taxonomy places the organism in Eukaryota, Metazoa, Arthropoda, Insecta, Diptera, Syrphidae. Bases 1 to 738 code for a protein of 245 amino acids. The transcript is spliced from 2 exons.